CUCCCUCUCAAAACUCAUCUUUCACUAAUCGUCCUCAAUUUCUCCAAUUUCUUUCUCUCUCCUAAACCUAAAAAUAAAAAUAAUAAAAAUGGGAUUUCCAGCAGGUUACUCAGAAGUACUCCUCCCUAAACUCCUCAUUACUACUCUCUCUUUUCUCGGCUUCUUCGGUAACCUCAUCCUCUCUCUGCUCCGCCUAUUGGGCCUAUCCUCCUUCAUCGAACCGGGUUUUCAUGAACCUGACCAACCCGAAUCCGGUCCGCCCCAAUCUAUCUCUUCGGCUGCAGCCCUCAUCCGGGAAAUGCUCCCUGUGUUAACUUACGCCGAAAUUAUUGCUUCAACCGGGCCGGAAAAUGAGCCCGAUCAGGCCGAGAGUUGCGCCGUCUGCUUUUAUGAGUUCGAGGAGGAAGAUGAGAUCCGACAGAUGAGAAACUGCCGACACAUGUUUCAUAGCUGUUGCGUAGACCGUUGGAUUGAUCAUGAUCGGAAAACAUGCCCACUUUGUAGAAUGCCUUUUGUUCCUGAAGAAUUGCAGGAAGAUUUUAAUGAGAAGCUUUGGGCUGCAUCUGGAAUUCCUGAUUUUUAUUCUGAAUAUUCACCCAUUACUAAUUUCUAGUAGACAACUCAAAUUCUCAAAACAAAAGGAAAAAAAAAAGUAAAUAGUACUUUUCUUUUCUUUUCUACUGGCUAACUUUUGUGCUGGAAUUUUUAGAUUGAUUUAUUAAGGUUAGAUAGGUGUUGGAUCGUAGAAGAUGUACAUAUUACUGAAUCUUUACAAUGAAAACAAAAUUAAAGUGGAAAAUAAUCGAAACAUUCUGUUUUUGGUUAGAUUAAUUUUUGUUAAUGAUUGAAGGAUAUUGGUGGUAAUUGUCUUU
Amaranthus tricolor (Joseph's coat) is the source of this 872-nucleotide messenger RNA. RefSeq names its product brassinosteroid-responsive RING protein 1-like. Gene Ontology annotation, biological process: protein ubiquitination. The record is from RefSeq and is a predicted model, not a curated record. Bases 89 to 613 code for a protein of 174 amino acids. The transcript has a single exon. NCBI's taxonomy places the organism in Eukaryota, Viridiplantae, Streptophyta, Magnoliopsida, Caryophyllales, Amaranthaceae. Gene Ontology annotation, molecular function: ubiquitin protein ligase activity.